Messenger RNA from Trichoplax adhaerens, 594 nucleotides. RefSeq lists its product as uncharacterized. The transcript is spliced from 6 exons. Gene Ontology annotation, cellular component: membrane. Gene Ontology annotation, biological process: cell surface receptor signaling pathway; adenylate cyclase-activating G protein-coupled receptor signaling pathway. The record is from RefSeq and is a predicted model, not a curated record. Lineage: Eukaryota; Metazoa; Placozoa; Uniplacotomia; Trichoplacea; Trichoplacidae. Gene Ontology annotation, molecular function: G protein-coupled receptor activity. The annotation marks the transcript as partial.
UGCCAAAUUUCUGCUGUUCUAUUGCAUUUCUUUUAUUUGGCAACAUUUAGCUGGAUGUUAGUCGAAGGCAUCCAUCUAUAUUUUGCUAUUAUUGCGGUAUACAGCCAUAAAAGUAAAUUGCAAAUUUAUUUUGGAGUUGGAUGGGGGAUACCUGUUAUCGUUGUUUCGAUAUCAGCCAUCGUCAGAUUUGAUAGCUACGGCCAGGAUGAGAGAUGCUGGCUAUCUUAUGAGAAUGGAUUUAUUUGGGCCUUUAUUGCUCCAGUUAUAGCAAUUUUAUGUGCUAAUAUCAUCAUCAUGGUUGCUGUAGUUAAAAUAUCACUUGCUGCAAACGUAGCAGUAUCGCGUGAAAGUAGAAAUUCGCUUAUUGUGAAAUCCUUAGUUAAGGCAACAGCUGUCUUAUUUCCGAUUUUGGGAAUGACUUGGGCAUUUGGAUUGAUCCCUGCAACACAACAAACCAUCAUAUUUAGCUAUUUAUUCGUCAUAUGCAACUCUCUACAGGGGGCCUUUAUUUUCCUGUUUCACUGCAUUUUUAAUUCAGAGGUAAGGCAUGCACAUAGGUUAAAGAUCGCUGUGUAUACCUUAUUUGAAACUUAA